Candoia aspera is the source of this 3556-nucleotide messenger RNA. RefSeq names its product zinc finger protein ZFP2-like. The record is from RefSeq and is a predicted model, not a curated record. Gene Ontology annotation, molecular function: DNA-binding transcription repressor activity, RNA polymerase II-specific; RNA polymerase II cis-regulatory region sequence-specific DNA binding. The transcript is spliced from 7 exons. Gene Ontology annotation, cellular component: nucleoplasm. Gene Ontology annotation, biological process: regulation of transcription by RNA polymerase II. Lineage: Eukaryota; Metazoa; Chordata; Lepidosauria; Squamata; Candoiidae. The coding region runs from base 150 to 2543 and encodes 797 amino acids.
UGUGCCUCCAUUCUCACCAUGCACUGGAUGAGACUAAAAGAGGGUUGGAUCCUCUGCAGUUCAACAUGUCUUAGGAGGAUAUACUAACUGAAAGCCAUUUGAACGUCCUUGCAUACAGACAAAAUUAUCUCUUGGGCAAAGAGGGCUGAAUGACCUGCUGUGGCCAUUCCUGUGGCUACAGGAACAGUCCUGUGAAUUUGAAUGAAAAGGCGUUUGGAGAUCCACAAGAUUCCUUGGACCCAUUUGGAGUUGUGCUACAGGACAGGGAAAGAAUGGAGACCCAACCUUCAGGAAGUGAAUUAACUGGAAAAGGCCCUUCUGCUGUUCAGCCUGGGAGCUGUGGGGAGUUCUGGGCAAGAACUGGGCAGAAGAUCCUGGAGGAGGAAACCAUCCAUUCAGAAGGUCAGCCCUGGAGCUUCAGGAGCAUCCGAUAUCAGGAGGCUGAGGGUCCCCGAGGACUUUGCAGCCGACUCCACUACUUUUGCAGUCGAUGGUUGAAACCGGAAAAGCACACAAAAGCGCAGAUGCUGGACCUGGUUGUCCUGGAACAGUUCCUGGCCCUCCUGCCCCUGCAGAUGGAGAGCUGGGUGCGGGAGUGUGGGGCAGAGACCAGCUCCCAGGCAGUGGCCCUGGUGGAAGGCUUCCUCCUGAGCCAGGCGGAGGAGCAGAAGGAGCAGGUCGAGUUGCAGCCCUUUGCUGUGGAGAUCAGAGAUGCUGAGGGAAGGAGGAAUCGAUCAAAUCCCCCUCAGGAGCUGUUUUUCAGGAGUUUCUCUCAGGAAGAUCCAAAUCAGGACACCUCAGGAGGGAAGAAUAGAAUGAAGUUGACUGUUCCCUGUGGUGGAGCUGGAACAGUGGUUGAACCUCCAACUCCAGAGGGCCUUGUGUCCUUCGAGGAGGUGGCUGUGUGUUUCUCCGAGGAGGAGUGGUCUCAGCUGGAUCCUCACCAAAAAGUGCUGCAUUGGGAAGUCACGCUGGAAAAUUGUAGGAACGUGGCCUCUCUGGGUAAUACUGGGCAGGAGAAUAAAGAUUACAGUAAACCAUCCCAAUUGUUCAGGCAUGGAGACGGAACGGAGAAGCCUGCAAUUCAAAUGGAAGUAGGAAGGCGUGAGAGAGACCAGCCAAAAAAUUGGAAUCAGGAAAGCUCAUCUUCCGUUGAUUCUCAGAUGCAAGACUUUCUUUUGCAACAAGGAAAAAUAAAGAAAAAAUAUACUGGGAAAACUGUAAGACAGUUUAAAGACAAAUUAGAUGUCAAUGAACACUAUCCAACCCAAACCAAAGGAGAUAAUAUACGCCGAAAGAAUGGAAAAAAUUGCAAUUGGACUUUCCUUCUUUCUAUUGAAAAUGGGUCCCUUACGUCUGAUAAAAGGAUCCACACAGGAGAGAAACCAUACAAAUGCAUGGAGUGUGGAAAAGGCUUCAGCCGACUCAGAAAUCUUACUUGCCAUAAAAGGAUCCACACAGGGGAGAAGCCAUAUAAAUGCACGGAGUGUGGAAAGAACUUUAUUCAGAGUAGUGAACUUACUCGCCAUAAAAGGACCCACACAGGGGAGAAGCCAUAUAAAUGCAUGGAGUGUGGAAAGACCUUUAUUCAGAGCAGUCAACUUACUUGCCAUAAAAGGACCCACACAGGGGAGAAGCCAUAUAAAUGCAUGGAGUGUGGAAAGGGCUUUAUUCAGAGCAGUCAACUUACUUGCCAUAAAAGGAUCCACACAGGGGAGAAGCCAUAUAAAUGCUUGGAGUGUGGAAAAGGCUUCAGCCGACUCGGAAAUCUUACUUCCCAUAAAAGGAUCCACACAGGGGAGAAGGCAUAUAAAUGCAUAGAGUGUGGAAAAAGUUUCAGUGAGAGCCGUUCCCUUACAUCUCAUAAAAGGAUCCACACAGGAGAGAAGCCAUAUAAAUGCAUGGAGUGUGGAAAGGGCUUUUAUAACAAUGCAUCCCUUAUCAGGCAUACAAGGAUCCACACAGGGGAGAAGCCAUAUAAAUGCAUGGAGUGUGGAAAGGGCUUUAGCCAACUCAGAAAUCUUACUUCCCAUAACUGGAUCCACAGAGGGGUGAAGCCGUAUAAGUGCACCGAGUGUGGAAAGGCCUUCUGUGAGAAUGCAUCCCUUAUGAGACAUAAAAGUAUCCACACAGGGGAGAAGCCAUAUAAAUGCAUGGAGUGUGGAAAGACCUUUAUUCAGAGCAGUCAACUUACUUGCCAUAAAAGGAUCCACACAGGGGAGAAGCCAUAUAAAUGCAUGGAGUGUGGAAAGGGCUUUUAUAACAAUGCAUCCCUUAUCAGGCAUAAAAGGAUCCACACAGUGGAGAAGCCAUAUAAAUGCAUGGAGUGUGGAAAGGGCUUUAGCCAACUCAGAAAUCUUACUUCCCAUAACUGGAUCCACAGAGGGGUGAAGCCGUAUAAGUGCACCGAGUGUGGAAAGGCCUUCUGUGAGAAUGCAUCCCUUAUGAGACAUAAAAGGAUCCACACAGGGGAGAAGCCAUAUAGACGCAGAGGGCAUGGAAAGAGCUUAAUGGAGAGCAGUGACCUAAAUCCCCUGCACUGAUCUCUUUGGCGGAGAAUCCAUGUAAAUUCUAGAUUUAGUUGGUUAAAUCUAUGCGAUUCAUAUUGAUGUAUGCUGACAAGCAAAUGAUGGUUUUUUUGAGUUUGACGCUCACAACUGGCAAGAGAGAUGAAUGUACCAAUGAAAGUAAAAGCAAUGGGCACGUGUCAUUUUAAUCAUGAACUGUGGGUUUUUGAAGGUACUGUCAUUUGAAGGUGGCUGUCAUUGGAAGGUGGCUGUCAUUGGAAGGUGGCCCCCUCCCUUUCUCAUUCCUUAAUACACUCACAGUUCAUCAGAGGACCCUACACUUCUCUGUGCUCACAAAGUUUGGAAAUGUCGCAGCAGAGAGAUUCUGGGGGAUGAAGCAGUAUUAUAAUCGAAAGGGAACUCAAGUUCCAUCAACGUAUACAGAGAGGGAUGGAUAGUGACAUUGAAUUGUCCCAUUGAAUAAUUGUGGUACUGAAUUAAAACUGGCAACUAAGAGGAUCUGUGCUUUGAAUCCUUCCUUCCUUCCGUCUGUCCAUCCGUCUCAAGUUAGGGAUAAUCAGGAGAAUGAGAAUGAAGGUAACUCCAGUGUGCUGACCUUACAAACGAUGAAGCAAGAAGGGAGAUAUUUGGAAAUCAUUGGGGACCAAUGUAAAAUAGUAUGACAUUAAGAAAAGCUAUUUCAGAAAACUACUUCAGCUCCUCCUGACCAAACACAUACAAAUGAGAAGGGGAACUGUCUCUGGGAUGUGAAGCCACCAAAACAUAAUCAGACUGGCAUCCACUGUGUAGAACAGACCAGCGCAACAAGCAUGUGUGCACAAGCAUGGAACCCUUUUUCAGUCAAAGGCCUCUCCUUAAGUGAGAGAAUUGUCACAUACACAUCAACGUCUAGUGUGUGGAAAGUGCUCCAGGAUGAAGAAUCCUUCUCUGACAACAGGAGCCAGAAUGAGGAGAAACCCACAAAUGCAUGUGCAAAAGACUUUCCAGCAUCACAGCCAUAUUUUGCCUUUCUGGGGUGUGAUGAGGGC